UCUAGUUUUAUUUGGGGUCAAGGGUCGGUCUGUCCAGUGUAGUUCGUCGGCUGAAUAAUAUGUCAGUUUGACACACAGGGGUGGCUUGAUCACAUGACAAUGAAAGGAGAUAAGGUCUCUGAAUGGUCAUCUGACGAGCAUUUCCGACCGGUCGGCUGUAGUAGUAGCAGCGCGGAAUAAUGUCAAGGAAUACAAAGCGUGCGAUGGCGCCGGUCAAUGUGAUGUUAUGGCUGCUGACGACAGUUGCGUAUCUACAUGUGACAGUUGUACAAUCUUACGUCGUAGACGAUGUUGGAGCCUUGCUGGAGCAUUUGAGUGUCAACAAAAUGGGUUAUCGCAUGCCAGAAAUAGACCCAGAGGUCAACAUGAAUAUUAGCCAGCUGAUUACCAGCAAGGGCUACCCAUAUGAGGAGUACAGUGUACAGACGGAGGACGGCUACCUCCUGGGGGUGCAGCGGAUACCACACGGGGUCACGAACAAGGACCCCAACCGGCCUGUGGUCUUCCUCCAGCACGGGCUGCUGUGUUCCGCCACCAACUUCCUCACCAAUCUGGCCAGUGAAAGCUUAGCGUAUAUACUGGCUGAUGCUGGCUUCGACGUCUGGCUUGGCAACAACCGCGGUAAUACCUACUCCCUCCGACAUGUCUCGCUGAAACCAGAUCAAGAUGCAUUCUGGGAGUUCAGCUGGGAUGAGUUUGCCAAGUAUGACUUCCCGGCACAGUUGAACUUUGCCCUCAAGCAGUCUGGCCAAUCAGACCUCUACUAUGUAGGUCAUUCCCAGGGUACCUUGCAAGCCUUUGCCGCUCUGUCUCAGUAUCCGGAAAUGAAUAAAAAGGUGAAGAAAUUCUUUGCAAUGGGUCCAGUUGUCACUGUCGGCAACAUCAUCAGUCCACUCAAGUACCUGUCAGAUAUCUCCGACUCGGAAAUAUACAAGUUGUUCAAGCACAGGGACUUCCUGCCCCACGACGAAAUCCUGCAGCUCCUGGCUGACACAGUGUGUCAGGACAAGCACACCCGCUUCCUGUGCUCGAACGUCCUCUUCCUCAUUGCUGGAUAUGAUGUGUCUAACCUCAACCAGAGUCGGCUCCCGGUGUACAUCAGCCACACGCCAGCAGGCACCUCUGUACAGGACAUGGUACACUUUGCCCAGGGUGUGAGGACCAAAGCCUUCCAGAUGUACGACUACGGAUCUGAGACAGAUAACCAGAAGCAUUACAACCAGUCAACACCACCGUUGUAUGACGUCAACAAAAUGGACACACCUGUCUACCUGUUCUAUUCAGAGAAUGACUGGCUGGCUGAUGUACAGGAUGUGAAGCUGCUUAUGUCCAAGCUGACUCGUGGUCAGCUGCAAGGGAGUUUCUACAUCCCGAAGUGGAAUCAUCUUGACUUCAUCUGGGGUGUGGAUGCUGUUAACGUUGUGUAUAAGAAAAUCAUUGACAUUAUCAAGACACCGUAGUGAGUGGCAGAUGGGAGGUGAUGGCAGAUUAAUCUAAUUAAUAUUAGAUCUGUUACUUUGAUACAAUACCACUCUGCUUGAAGAUCUGAUGACACCAGGAUAACACAACCUGUCAAUCCUGAGCGCCAAGAGGGAGUACCAUCAAAUGAAUAUUUGUUCUGUGGUUUUUUCAAAUGUCCAAAUCAAAAUUAACAAAUCAAACUGAAUUGUUUUAAAACAUCCUCAUUUAUAUUGGUUCACCUGAUAAAAUCUUUAAUGACUGUGUUUUUAGAUUUUCACACAGAGAGGUAUCGUAUUAGCGUAAAACAUUGGUGGGGGGUCUUCUACCUGCUUCGAUCAGGUUUCAUAUGAGGUUUAGAGGUUAUUGCUAACUAUGUCAAAAGGGGUCAUUCAUCAAUCCAAAUACAGUGAAACCUUUGUUGUCCAGACCCUGUUACCCAAGAAACCCCCAUCUUCUGGACAAAUACUGCUGGUAACACUUACAUGUAUAAAGUGACACUAUAUGCCAUAACUGUUUACAGUGGUAUCAUAUCAAACACACUCAUAUUGUGGCAGGAAGAAACUGUAAGAAUAUGCAUAUGUGUAAGAAACUGCCUUACGUGCCUUUAAUUCAUGGUGUGUUAAUCAAAAUGUUGAAUGGCUGUCUUUGACUGAGGUGUGUUGUUGACUGUGUCAAUGACUAAUGUCUGUUGUUGAUUGUGUUGUUGAUUGAUAUGUAUUUGACUGAUGUGUGUUGUUGACGGUGUUGACUCAGAUACGGUGAUGGUUUGUUUGAAAUGAAAUCAGGGAGACUUUAUAUUUAGCAUGAUCAAGGGCUUUCAUGUCGAGAUGUUCUUUUAACAUACCUGUAAUGAAUGAUAUUUUGCAGUUCCUUGUUAUCAAAAACCUUUUCUUCCUAUUCAUGAUUUCUUAUUUCAUGAACACUUUGGUAUCUCAAGAUAUAUUAGUGGCCCUGUAAGUAUAUAGUGUGAGAGUCUAUUUUGUAUCCUAUUCAUCGUGAAAUAAAAUAUGCUGAUUAUUA
Haliotis rufescens (red abalone) is the source of this 2481-nucleotide messenger RNA. Its product is annotated as lysosomal acid lipase/cholesteryl ester hydrolase-like. Lineage: Eukaryota; Metazoa; Mollusca; Gastropoda; Lepetellida; Haliotidae. Bases 180 to 1460 code for a protein of 426 amino acids. The record is from RefSeq and is a predicted model, not a curated record. The transcript has 10 exons. Gene Ontology annotation, molecular function: hydrolase activity, acting on ester bonds.